Molecule: messenger RNA, 2582 nt
Organism: Xiphophorus maculatus (southern platyfish)
Lineage: Eukaryota; Metazoa; Chordata; Actinopteri; Cyprinodontiformes; Poeciliidae
Gene: trit1
Product: tRNA isopentenyltransferase 1
Exons: 11
Coding region: 29-1435 (468 amino acids)
Biological process (GO): tRNA modification
Cellular component (GO): mitochondrion
Molecular function (GO): tRNA dimethylallyltransferase activity; ATP binding
Source: RefSeq, a predicted model, not a curated record
CAGCUGGGCAGCGGGAGGACACGGCAUCAUGGCGGCCUCCAGUCUGCGCGUGCAGUGCGUCUUACGGAGAGCGACGGUCCCGUCUUUAGUCGUGAUCCUGGGAGCUACCGGUACCGGGAAGUCCAAGCUGGCAAUCGAGAUCGGAAAGCGACUUCAGGGAGAAAUAAUCAGCGCCGACUCCAUGCAGGUGUACAAGGGUCUGGACAUCAUCACAAAUAAGGUGACUGCCGAGGAGCGCGCCCAAUGCGCACACCACAUGUUGGACUUUGUGGACCCGUUGGUGCGGACCUACACCGUGGUGGACUUCAGGAACAAAGCGCUGGAGCUCGUCGGUGACAUGCACAGCAGAAACAAGCUGCCCAUCGUUGUUGGAGGAACAAACUAUUACAUCGAGUCUCUGCUGUGGAAGGUCCUGCUGGACACGGGGCAGGAGAACGAGGACUCGGGGGACGGAGCAGACGGAGGCCAAAGCAGGAAGAUGGAGCUGGAGAAACUGGGAGGAGAGGAGUUGCAUAAAAGGCUGGCUGAGGUGGACCCCAAAAUGGCCUCCAUGCUGCACCCAAAUGACAAGCGCAAGAUAGCCAGAAGUCUUCAGAUUCACAACGACACGGGUGUUCCUCACAGCCACUGGCUGGAGGAGCAGAGGCAGGGCGGCGACGGCCUGGGAGGGCCCCUGAGGUUCCCCGACCCCUGCAUCUUCUGGCUGCAUGCAGACAUGGCAGCUCUGGACCAGCGCUUGGACGCCCGUGUUGAUGAGAUGCUGGCUACAGGCCUGUUAGAGGAACUCCGGGAUUUCCAUCUCCGAUACAACCAACAGAAAGUCCAGGACGACAGCCAAGACUAUCAACACGGGAUUUUCCAGUCGAUCGGCUUUAAGGAGUUCCACGACUACCUGACGGCUCCGGAGAGCAGCAGCCAGCAGGAGAAAGACAAGCUGAGAGACAAAGGCGUAGAAGCUUUGAAGAUCGCCACAAAGCGCUACGCCCGCAAACAGAAUAAGUGGGUCUGCAACCGUUUCCUCAAACGACCAGGCGACAGCGUCCCGGCUGUGUACAGCCUGGAUGUGACUGACGUGUCCAGAUGGGAGGAGUCGGUGCUGAAGCCUGCACUGCAGAUCCUGGACAGUCUCAGCAAGGGUGAGGAGCCGGCUUUCCCCCCUAUCAGACUGCAGGGGCAGCGGAGAAACAAACGCAGCCACCACACCUGUGACGCGUGUGACAAAAUCAUAAUCGGAGACGUGGAGUGGUCAGCUCACCUGAAAUCCAAAAAGCAUCACUAUCAUGUAAGGAAGAAGAGGAAGUCCGAUCCAGGAAGUGACCCGCCCCAGAGCACCACUGCACAAGCUGCUCAUGAAGUACUGGACGGCACUGAAACCCCUCAGGCUUCUUCCAAAGAAUCGAGGACGGAGCACACAGACGUUCCUGGGAUACGAUGAAAGCUCUCCGAUUCACGUCUGCCUCAACUCAGGCUUCCAGAUCCUCUGAGCUCUUCUGACUCGCAUAUUUUGCGUCAUGUCGCCGUUUUUCAGAAUUCUACACGAUCUUGUAGAAUUGCGCACAAAGCAAAUCUUUAAAGAAAUCCGGUUUUGUUGCACGUUUAAUUCUUUUUUAUAUUUUGAAUAAGAACUGUUUAGUUCUAUAUUUUUUGAAGAAAAGGCCUCAUAGGAAGUGCUAUAAUAUUUAUUUAUUUUCUUAUUGCUGCAGUCGGUUUCCCGAUAAACUGCAUUUCAGGCUUUAACUUCAGUAAACUAAAGUUAUAUUAGGAGAUCAUUGUGAAACCUGUAGAGAAGUUAAAAUGUGCUACCAACAGCACUGAGCACAUUUCUACUAAUGUGCUAAUAGCUUAUCUAAUUUUUUGUUCAGGGCUUUCACAUUUUUGCUAGCUUUGAAAACGCGUAGCGCUCUUAGCUUGUCCUGAAAUAAUUUUGCCGGGUUAAAUUCUAAAUUGCUAGUAUUUUGGCUUUGGUUUUAUAUAAAUAAAAUUCAACUUCUGUUGGAAAUUUUGGUUAGCAACUGUAAAGAAUUCUGUUUUGCUAAUCCGCUCCACUGGUUUAGCAUUAGCUUCCACCAAAUACUGCGUCGGUGCAGCACUUUAGCCUUUAGCGGAGAUAAUAUUUAGGAUUUGUGCCUUAGGUUACCAAGACGCGACCGCUGAGAGGAGCAGCAAUCAGAGAAAAAGUUCUUGGUAACUGUAGGAGUUGUAAGAUAAAUAAAUAUGUUGGCAGGAAUCGUGUCAGUUGUACAUGGCAAAUAAUAUCUGUCUUGAUUUUAAAAAAGUGGGAAUAACGACGCUAUUGUUGGAUAAAAACCAGGGAGGACACAUGGCAAGAAGAAGGUGUUGGGCAAGAUCAGAGUUGACCUUUUUGACCUGCAUGUGUGACAUAAAACGAACAAUGCACAUCACCCUGCUGAAAACACCACACCCUCUGUCAAAUUCGGUGGUGGCAGCAUCAUGCUGUGGGCAUUAGUGUUUUAUUUUUAAUGUAUAAAGCCGCCUUUCUUCCACUUCACAGUUUUGCACUCCUUUGUGUUGCUCUGUCAAAUUCAACCAGGAUCGGAAUAAAAUGGUGUGGCUUAAAAAUC